AUGAGGGUAUUUCUUCUGCUACCAAUCCUGCAGUUACCUCUCCAGUGCGUCCUGGCUCAGGAACUCAAGUGCUCGGAGGACAGUCCAGUUGGGAGACAGCGCCUUUAAGUUGGGGCGCGGCAUGUUCAACUGGUGGGAUGCGGCCAGAAGUUGCAUGGACCUGGGAAAGCAGUUGGCUACCAUCGACAGCGAGGUAUCGCAAUACCUCAAUCAGUUGGGUUUUGGUACAGACGAAGCGGUUUGGUUCUCUGGCUUUGGCAUCAAGUCCGGGGCCUGGAUCUCGCUGGCAAACUCCAAGAUCCAGACCUACUUCAAGUGGGCCACCGCUGAACCCAAUGACUUGUACUGUGCGGAAAACUGCCUGGGAAUUAAGGUCAGCAGCGGAAAUUGGUUUAUGCAUGACCUGAGUUGCUUCAAAGAAUACUCAUAUCGAUGCUAUUCAUAAGAAGACUGAGAAUUUCGAGUUUAUUCGGUCAGAUCGGAAUAGAAGUGUUUCUGUAGUUGUAUAGUAGGCUGAAUCAAAAAUUUUUUUUUCGAGAUUCAAACGGGACACACACUAGUUUUGUUACCUUGGA
Messenger RNA from Drosophila obscura, 575 nucleotides. RefSeq names its product collectin-11-like. The transcript is spliced from 2 exons. NCBI's taxonomy places the organism in Eukaryota, Metazoa, Arthropoda, Insecta, Diptera, Drosophilidae. The record is from RefSeq and is a predicted model, not a curated record. Bases 122 to 445 code for a protein of 107 amino acids.